This is a messenger RNA of Echinostoma caproni, 966 nucleotides long. The record is from the annotation of a GenBank genome assembly. NCBI's taxonomy places the organism in Eukaryota, Metazoa, Platyhelminthes, Trematoda, Plagiorchiida, Echinostomatidae.
AUGCUAAAUGCGCGUGCCCAACUAUUCGAUACUUUCUUUCGUCGUGUGGCCGUGGGUUAUGCUCACGUUUUUCCUCUCACCGCCCGUCGCAUAAUCGAGUUUGGUUUCCUACUGCAGGCAUUUUUCGUUUUGGCUGUUUUCAUUCACUUGCAUUUCAUGUUUGUUCGAUCCCCAAUCACCUGUCUGGACAAACUACGUAGUCGAUGGCCCUCAGAAGCCGAAUCUCAGUCCCAGUCACCAUCCUUGUUCUUGACAACGCCGGAAGAGGAUUUAAAAGUAAUUCGACGAAAUCAUUAUGCCCCUGGGGAUCCACGCACUCCGCGGGAACCCUGGCCACAAUACGGUGUACUACGGGUGGAGGUCAUACGUAAUCCAAGUCCAAAGUAUAGUCUAGCCGACUCAUAUGCGAAACAAUUCUACGGUUCUAAUUUAGACUACUCAGACGAUUUAGAUGGUCCCCUAACGGAUUUGUAUAGCGACACUACGGAGGAUACUGGCGAUCCCAUGUUGACAAAGCAAUCCCCUGGUCCUGGAGCUGGUACUGCACGCACGCAUGCAUCCUCUUCCCUUGGCGCACAUUAUUCUAUUCCAUCCAGAUACGACGCCUCCUGGUCGGAAUCAGUUCAGCUAUUGCACUCCCUUCGUUCAAUGCCCGGCUAUCUGUAUGCUUGUUUGCGUGAUACCGUCGAGUUGGUUGUGCGUACAUUCUCUUUUGCCCCAGCCAAAACAGCUGCUUCCGGUGUCCAGUUGGUGCAACCAUUGGAAGUGCCCGGAAGUAUUCAGUUACCGGCAAUGUGGAGUUUAAACUACAUCAAGCACAACAUAUUGUGCGCUGCUUUAACGCAUUUGGCCUCUCUUGUGAAUAGUGUAUCGUCUUCAGCAAUGCAAUUCUGUCGAGAGGUCCCUCUAUGGCUUCAGAGUUUUUAUGGUCCGGGUGAGUUACAUUUUAUCAACCUGUAUCUAUAA